This is a messenger RNA of Vigna umbellata (rice bean), 863 nucleotides long. Lineage: Eukaryota; Viridiplantae; Streptophyta; Magnoliopsida; Fabales; Fabaceae. The record is from RefSeq and is a predicted model, not a curated record.
AAAAUAAAAAAUAAAAAUGAGAAGAAUAGUAUAGUGACUCGCUUUCCCUAGUACAAAACCCUACAAACCACGAACUGAGAUUCGAAGCGCUCUUCUUGUUCUUCAGUUCAUCAUUGGAAUCGAACCAAAGCCCUUUGCCCCUUAAAAUGCCUCCCAAAUCUGCCAAAUCCAAGGAAGCCCCAGCUGAGCGACCCAUCCUCGGUCGAUUCUCUUCUCACCUCAAAAUUGGCAUUGUUGGCUUGCCAAAUGUUGGGAAAUCUACUCUUUUUAAUACUCUCACCAAGUUGGCAAUACCUGCUGAGAACUUCCCCUUUUGUACCAUUGAGCCUAAUGAGGCGCGGGUCAAUAUACCCGACGAACGGUUUGAGUGGCUUUGCCAAUUAUACAAGCCAAAAAGUGAGGUCUCAGCUUUCUUAGAAAUCCAUGACAUAGCUGGAUUGGUCCGAGGUGCUCAUCAGGGGCAAGGAUUGGGGAAUAGUUUUUUAUCUCACAUUCGUGCUGUUGAUGGAAUUUUCCAUGUUUUACGUGCAUUUGAGGAUCCGGACAUUAUUCAUGUAGAUGAUACUGUUGACCCAGUUAGGGAUUUGGAGAUCAUUACUGAAGAAUUGAGGCUGAAGGAUGUUGAAUUCAUGGAAAGAAAGAUAGAAGAUGUUGAGAAAAGCAUGAAGAGGAGCAAUGACAAACAGUUAAAAAUUGAACUUGAAUGUUGUCAAAGGGUGAAGGCAUUGCUUCAGGAAGGAAAAGAUAUACGUCUAGGUGAAUGGAAGGCUGCUGAUAUUGAGAUUUUGAAUUCCUUUCAGUUACUUACUGCCAAGCCUGUUGUAUACUUGGUAACAUUCUCUCAGUAGAAAAUUUGUUUGGCU